UAAGAACUGCUUGAGAUCCGCCAGCCCUCUUAUCUCUGAUCCGAGGAAAGGCGCAGAAAGAGAAGACAGAAGAAAAAAUCCCGUGUGGUAAGGUGGGUUUUUCUGGAAAGUGUGGGCUGAUCCCAACUCGUGCCCUCAACCAAACACGAACCAAGACUUGCACGCGGUGUGACCUGAGAAGGCGGUUUGAAUGGUCGUCAGUGAACAGCGACAACCACAAAGAGUCAGCUGGAUUCGAAGCCCCCAGGCCCAAAGGCCCAGAAAAGUCAGCGGCGCUCCGUCGAGGGCGCAGGGCCGAUAUUUUCAGCCAUUGUGGCCAGCAUUGAUUGAUUGAGUCAUCCCACGCUCGACAUUUUUGCCUUCGAGAAAUUUUGGGACUCGGAGCGUGGACGGUCCUUUUAUUUCGUCCCACGCCCACGCCGCCACACUCUUCUCCCAUCUUGCAUAACAUUUCACACCCUCUCAUUGCAAGGCCACACCAGCAAGACGCUCGUGGGCAGCGUGGGCAUCGUGGGCAGUCAUGUGUGGUAUCUUUGCCUGCCACGGUCAUCCGUCGAUAGCAACCUUCAAGACCACUGCCCUGCAGUGUGUCAAAUGCCUGCGGCACCGCGGUCCUGACUGGUCCGGAAACUGGACGGGAAACAACACCAUCCUCUGCCAUGAACGCCUCAGUAUAGUCGGAGUGGACAGCGGGGCGCAGCCUCUGGUCAACGAUGAAGGCACCAUUGCGCUGGCCGUCAACGGCGAAAUCUACAACCACCGCAUCCUGCGCAAGCACUUGACCGUCCCGUAUAGCUUCAAGACCAACAGCGACUGCGAGGUCAUCAUCCCGCUCUACCAGCAAUAUGACACGGACGCCCCCAAGCAGCUGGACGGCAUGUUUUCCUUCGUCCUCUAUGACAAGGACCAAGACCGGACAAUUGCUGCGCGGGAUCCCAUCGGCAUCACGUCCUUCUACCUGGGCCGUUCCAGUCAAACACCUGGUGCUGUCUUCUUUGCCUCCGAACUCAAAGCCCUAGCCUCUGUAUGCGACAACAUCAUUUCAUUCCCCCCGGGCCAUAUUUAUGAUUCCAAGACCGAUAAACUCACCCGAUAUUUCGAGCCAACGUGGUGGGAUCCGAGCAGAGUCCCGUCCACGCCCGUGGAUUACAAGUUGAUCAGGAAGACGCUGGAAAAGUCCGUGCUCAAGCGGCUCAUGGCCGAAGUGCCAUACGGCGUUCUGCUGUCGGGUGGUCUUGACUCGAGUUUGGUGGCGUCGAUUGCGCAGAGAGAGUCCCUCCGUCAACAAGCCCUCGCAAAGCGUCAGACCAACGGCGUUGUCAACGGAGAUGUCAAUGGUGAAGUCAACGGGUACAGAACCCCCAAGACCGGCACCAGGUUAGUGGGUAUCGACGAUGACGACGAGUUGUCGACAGUCACAUUCCUACCUCAACUACACUCUUUCUCCAUCGGUCUUCCUGAUGCCCCUGACACGAAAGCGGCCAUUGAAGUGGCCAAGUUCCUGGGCACCAAACACCAUGAUUUCACAUUCACAAUCCAAGAAGGACUGGACGCCCUGUCAGAUGUCAUUUACCACCUCGAGACUUAUGAUGUCACCACAGUCCGCGCAUCCACGCCCAUGUACUUGCUGUCCCGGAAAAUCAAAGCCCUGGGAGUCAAGAUGGUCUUGAGCGGUGAAGGAAGCGAUGAGAUCUUUGGGGGAUAUCUGUACUUCCACGCCGCUCCGAGCAAGGAAGAGUUCCACAAGGAGACUGUCCGCAGAAUCAAGAACCUGCAUUUGGCCGACUGUCUCCGUGCGAACAAAUCCACUUCGGCGUGGGGCGUCGAAGCUCGCGUGCCCUUCCUGGAUAAGCAGUUCCUGGAGGUUGCCAUGAACAUCGACCCCGCGGAGAAGAUGAUCACCGAGGACAGAAUAGAGAAAUAUAUUCUGCGCAAAGCCUUCGACACCACCGACGAGCCAGAUGUCGAGCCCUACUUACCCGAGCACAUCCUGUGGCGACAGAAGGAGCAAUUCAGCGAUGGCGUGGGCUAUGGCUGGAUUGAUGCUUUGAAGGACACCGCCGAGCUCAAUGUGACGGAUGAGAUGAUGGCCAACCCCAAGCCGGAAUGGGGCGAUGAUGUUCCGACCAGCAAGGAGGCCUACUGGUAUCGUCUGAUGUUCGAUGAGCACUUCCCGCCGUACUGCGCGUCGACCGUGAUGCGAUGGACGCCAACCUGGUCGAAGCAAACCGAUCCCAGCGGACGAGCAAUUGCAACCCAUCUUGCGCGAUAUGAUGACGAAGCUGGCUCGUGAUAAGUGCUGGCGAAUGUACAGGGAGCGAAAGAUAUCAGCAUUGGCUGGCGUUUAGCAAGGAGAGGACAUUGUGAAAGCUGCCUCUUGAGGUUGAUUUUGAUUCAUGUGGGGGUUUUAGCAGCAGGAGGACUGUAAGUGCUGUCUCACGUCUGGCCCAGCCAUGAACAGCAACAUCUUUGAGCUGGAUCUAGCUGUGGGAAAAAGCAAACAUUUGGUGCUUGAGCUAUAGCCUGUCCAGCAUGCCAUGGUUCCGCUGGCAAUAAUACUCGGUAGAUAGUGCAAAUCCCAACAAAUCCCCCCCA
Messenger RNA from Cladophialophora immunda, 2595 nucleotides. Its product is annotated as asparagine synthase (glutamine-hydrolyzing). The coding region runs from base 521 to 2293 and encodes 590 amino acids. The record is from RefSeq and is a predicted model, not a curated record. Gene Ontology annotation, molecular function: asparagine synthase (glutamine-hydrolyzing) activity. Lineage: Eukaryota; Fungi; Ascomycota; Eurotiomycetes; Chaetothyriales; Herpotrichiellaceae. Gene Ontology annotation, cellular component: cytosol. The transcript is spliced from 2 exons.